AUGCCAAAGCGACAAACCCGAGCCGAAGAGCGAACCGAGAAACGCCAGAUUCCGGUCUCGCAAUCGCUCGCCGACGAACUUGCCAAUCACGCCCAGGCUAUGGAGUGGACCCAGGGCACGCUCUCUGCGGUCCUGUUGGAGUUCGCGACCGAAUCCCCAAAGAAGGUCCAGCAGCUCAUCUCAACGCGUCUGGAGGCCCUGCAGAAGACCAAGGCGCCGCCGGGCCUCCUGCGAGCCGCCAACAACAGCGAGACGCGCUUGCAGGUUCUGUUGAUGCCGAGCGUCAUCGAGAAGCUCGAAGUCUACGGCGACGCGUUCAAUCACACGCCCGUGCGAAUGGCCGCGUUGCUGCUUGAUUGCAGUCUCGCGAAUGAAAAGUGGUUCAUGCAGGUCUUGGAGACCAAGCUUGGCAAGAACUUCAUGAAGCUGCUGGGCUG
Molecule: messenger RNA, 437 nt
Organism: Symbiodinium sp. CCMP2456
Lineage: Eukaryota; Dinophyceae; Suessiales; Symbiodiniaceae
Source: the annotation of a GenBank genome assembly